This is a messenger RNA of Medioppia subpectinata, 395 nucleotides long. Lineage: Eukaryota; Metazoa; Arthropoda; Arachnida; Sarcoptiformes; Oppiidae. The record is from the annotation of a GenBank genome assembly.
CCAUGAGAGAGAUCGUUCACAUACAGGCGGGUCAGUGCGGCAAUCAGAUCGGCGCCAAGUUCUGGGAAGUGAUCAGCGAUGAACACGGCAUCGACCCGACCGGCAGCUAUCACGGCGACAGUGACCUCCAGUUGGAGCGCAUCAAUGUCUACUACAACGAGGCAUCCAAUGGCAAGUAUGUGCCGCGCGCUGUGCUCGUCGACCUCGAGCCCGGAACCAUGGACUCAGUCAGAUCCGGGCCGUUCGGACAGCUCUUCAGACCCGACAACUUCGUGUUCGGACAGUCGGGCGCCGGAAACAAUUGGGCCAAAGGGCACUACACCGAAGGCGCCGAAUUAGUGGACGCAGUGCUGGAUGUGGUGCGCAAAGAGGCCGAGGGUUGCGAUUGUCUGCAA